AAAGCCACCCGUAUAAAACAAAAAAAAAACCACGAAAAAAGGCACUAGUGUUAUUCUUUGCAUUAGAAAAAAUCUCUCCUAACCUCGUAUCAACAAGUCUCGAUCUCGAUCGAUCCGAAACUCAUCGGCUCUCCGCCAUGGCGCCGCCGCCGUCCGAUCCUAUCAACCAAGAAGCUGUUGUAAGAAGGAAGAACAAUGGACCCCCUUUUAAGUUCCUUUUUCCUCUCAUAUAUGCCCCUGUUCUCCCUCUAAUUCGUUUGUCGCUGCGGCAUAAACCUGUGUUGAGAGAUCGUUUGUUUACAGCUGUGUUAGCUGGGGCUGUUGUUCAUGGUGUUUAUUUGGUAACAGAUUUGUAUGAUAUUGAGAGUAAAUGAUUAUGCGGAGCAUGUAUCAGAGGUUAGAUCAGUAUUGUUUACAUCACAAACUCAGGUUUCUCCAUACAUUUUUUGACUUCUGAUUGCUGCUCAACAUCCUGGUAACACCUUAAACAGAUCAAAUUUUACUAUGUAUGAAUAUUUUUUUUCAGUUGGUUUGGAAGAUUAUUGUGACAUGUACUAUUUGAGAAUUGCAUCCUGUUCUGCGGAUUGAGUUCUUAGUAGAAUAAUUACAGAAUUUGGAGCUCUUACUAGAAUAAUUACAGAAUUUGGAAGCUGUUUUUGAUUUCAUCCAUGUGUUAUAAUGCAAGUAAAAUAAUCACAUAUUUUGGUACCU
Messenger RNA from Cicer arietinum (chickpea), 711 nucleotides. RefSeq lists its product as uncharacterized. The record is from RefSeq and is a predicted model, not a curated record. Gene Ontology annotation, cellular component: chloroplast; respiratory chain complex I. NCBI's taxonomy places the organism in Eukaryota, Viridiplantae, Streptophyta, Magnoliopsida, Fabales, Fabaceae.